AUGGCGCAGCCGUCGGGGGCACGCCAGGCUCUGGCAGUUGACCCUUCGACAAUUCCUCUUCUCUCACCCAAUACCAUUUACAGACUAGAUAGCGAUCUCAACAGCAACCCGUUUUGUGUCUCGGUUAAUACAGCCAAUCGCCAGCAGCUGGAUACGAUUGGGACAUUGCUUUGGAAUGACUGCACCAAUCUGAUUAUCUCGCGUGGUCACAAUCCGGAGGAUGUGCUACUGCUCGGCAAAGUGAGGGCUCUCGCGUUUGCCAUCUUGAACAUGGCUGUCUUGCCUGAUCUGAUAGGCAGUAUCAGGGCCCUCGAUCUAGCCCUCAAGGCGGCGCAUAUUUGCAUCGUGAACCAGCAGCUCGAAAUUGCACUGAAUAUCUUGUCAGUGGCCGCUCUGAGGCUUGCAAGUGUUCAGCCUGCUCAUCUUGGGCUUAAUCCUGCGAUUAACUGUACUCUCACCACCCGAUACUUCUUGCUUCGUAUUCGACUGGCCUGGUUGCACAAUCGAGUAGAUAUCGCCGAGCAUUUCUUCGCCAAGCUCCCUACGCCGAUUAUGACGAAUGAUGAAGAGUUGAUUUUCGAAACUUGUUUUAUCAUUGGUGACUCUGCACUCGCACGGCGCCUGCCUGACAUCGCAAUCACAUGGCUGCAGAGAGCGAAAGACCACUUGGAGACCCUGUCCAUUAAGACUCUGGAGAAGACUCCGGAUUACCACAAUUGGAACUUGGUUAUUCGACACUCCCUUGUUGUGGCUUGUGCACAAGUCAAAAACCCCCAGGCAAUUGUCACCUACGAUGUUGAAAUGACGAUUUUGAGAGAAGAUUACCCAAAGCACCCUGCUAUGGUCCUUUUUGAUCUCUCGGUGGGACAUAACAAUCCCAGUAAUGACGAAUUACUACAAGGUCUGAAGGGUCUGGUUGAGGAGAUACCUCUCACAGAUAUGAACAUGCCGAUAAUUUUCCAGUUUGCCCGGUCUCUGGGCCAUACAGGUGGUUCGGAUCACGGAAUGGAAGCAUUUCGAAUUUUGCUUAUGCGCUCUUUGCCAACAAGGGAAUGGACAGAGAAAUGCCUUGUUGCUUUCCUUCUACUUUUGAGCAGAUCGGAGGUCUCUGAUUCUAAGCGCAUUCGCAGCCUCCGGUGUGUGAUCGACGCACUAGAGAAACGUGGAUAUCCAUCAAUCAGUGCCAGAGCAGCUCAUGCCACCGUGAUUUGCCUCUGGAAAAUGACUGGCAAUGCACUUCUCAAGAAGGACUACUGGACUGCACAACUAUGGCUUCAGGUGUGCAGUGAUCCAAAGAUUUUCCAACACUGCUCUAUGUCCAUCCAGAUUGCGAUACAAAAGAAGCUGGUAGCAUGCUACCUACAGACUGGGGAUACCACCGCUGCUCGCCGGUUAAUCGAUCGGGGUCUAGUCCAAAGUCAGGUUGAUUGCCAAAGGAUGUACUUGUCUUAUAAGUUGUGCUUGCUGGAGGGGAAAGACGGCUCUGGGUGUUUCUAUCUCGGCUUUCCUUUGCACCCUGUGCCACACAAGCAAAUGAGUCUAGUAUCAUGCGCAAUGGAAGCCCAGAGACAACGCAAACCAGAGGAAGUACUGAACUGCCUUGAUCAAUUCAUCAAAUGCUUGACUUCAGAUGACAUUUAUCAUCACGACUUUCCCGCCACCGAACAUUACAUAUUUGCAAUCACUCUUCUUUCUGAAGAGCUCUCCAAAGGCUUUAGCCAGAGGCUUGGCAACUGCAUCGAGGCUGUACUUCAGAGUGCCCUGGCUUAUGCAAAGGAGAACAGCAUGUUUGAGGGGGGAGAACAGGAGGUCUCAGUCACCCAACUGCAAUGGCUAUAUUUUGCAACUUACAAACUUGCUUUGAAACUUAUCAACUCUCCUGGUGUUAUAUGGGCUACUUCUGUCUUGAAUCACUCUAAAGAUUUUGCGCUUCAAUAUCGUCAGAUUGCAUACCCUGAGAUGGGCUCCAGAGCACCUAGACCGCAUUUAUUCGCGGUUGUUUAUCUCCGUCUCCUUGUUACCUCUUUCAAGGCCCGCCACGAGAACAAUCCGACUCAAAAGACAUCGCACUACGAGGAUUUACGCACUUGUUUCCAGGAACUCGAUGACUUGCACGGCUGGGAAGAUGGAGAAGAAGAGGCAGAUGAUGACGCGAAUUACAAAGAAGACAGGCACCAUGAUAUUGCGCAAUUUUUCGAUUUUGAGGCUGCCAUGCACCUCAAGAAGUGGGAUGAUGUUGCCAGCAUAUGUGCAUCUGACGACGCAUUCUCCAAUCCGAAGUUUUACGCACCUAUCAUGGAUCUAACUCUCCAAUUGAACCUGCCACCCAAACUGGCAAUCCAGAUCAUCAAGCGGAUUGUGUCAGAACUCAGCGAGCUACAGGAUCCCCCAUCCACGUGGCAGCUCGAUUUCAGGGUUUCCCUGCCUCGCUACCUCCAUUGUCUAUUCACUCUAGCAAUUGCACCGGCUCAAGACCCAAACAGUCCUGAAAUUGCUUUCCUCGACGUCAACAUGGCCGACCCCGAAGUUGCUGAAGAAGUGCUCGACAAAGUCCUCGCAAUGGCAACCGAAGAGGUAGCCGUUGAGGAGGGACACAAUGCACAGCACGGUCUGAAUGCCAUCCAGGCCGGUUCUGAACUCUGUGAAGUGUUUACGUAUCCAGCUGCGGAGUUGAUCAAGAUUGCUACCGUGGCUUUCAACAAAGCUACUGACUUUUACCGUGCUACCCAGGACGAAGACUGUCAGCGUUGGGCGAACAAAGCUAUUAGUAUUGCCCAGCUUGUGCCUAGUGAUCAGGGCAAACAACUGGUCAAUACGCUUCAGACUAGACUGGGAAGCUUGAUUGGAGUCUGA
Penicillium expansum is the source of this 2853-nucleotide messenger RNA. RefSeq lists its product as uncharacterized. Gene Ontology annotation, biological process: regulation of synaptonemal complex assembly; meiotic cell cycle. Lineage: Eukaryota; Fungi; Ascomycota; Eurotiomycetes; Eurotiales; Aspergillaceae. The transcript has 18 exons. The record is from RefSeq and is a predicted model, not a curated record. Bases 1 to 2853 code for a protein of 950 amino acids.